This is a messenger RNA of Chelmon rostratus (copperband butterflyfish), 672 nucleotides long. RefSeq names its product cytochrome b-c1 complex subunit 10-like. NCBI's taxonomy places the organism in Eukaryota, Metazoa, Chordata, Actinopteri, Chaetodontiformes, Chaetodontidae. Gene Ontology annotation, cellular component: mitochondrial inner membrane. Gene Ontology annotation, biological process: mitochondrial electron transport, ubiquinol to cytochrome c. The record is from RefSeq and is a predicted model, not a curated record. Bases 16 to 198 code for a protein of 60 amino acids. The transcript has 3 exons.
ACUACUGAAGUCAGGAUGGUCCAGAAAGUCCUGAAUAAAGUCGUCGGUGCCAAGUACAUUUCUGUUUUAAGGACAUGGGUGCCAAAUUUGGUCGCCUGGGGAACAGUUGGUGGAGUGGCGCUCGUCCACUUCACAGACUGGCGAUUAAUUCUAGACUAUGUGCCAUACAUUAAAAACAAGUUCAAGACGGAUGAGUAAAGUCCCACACAACUAAAUUGACCAGAGAUUGGGAAUGGGCUCAUGGGUGGAUUGCUUGCACAACGCAAACUUAAGGGGGAUGCGCCGGCUCAACAAUCAGUCACUGAGGGCUCGUUAGGAGUUCGGACAACGGGAUGCACUAUGUAUAAAUGCUGUUCUUCAUGGAGUAUUAUUUAAUGUGAAUAAAUCUUUAAUUUCCCCGAAUGUGCCCAUUUAUUCUGCAAAAUUCCAGCUGUUCAGAUGUUUUGUUCAAAGUGCUCAGUGAGAGGUUUUUAAUCUUUAUUUGUGUUCAGUGCUUCAUAUGCAAGUCCAGUGUGUUUUUGGAAAAUUGCUCAAGAACUGCAUAUACUCUACAAUACUCUGUUGCAUGGAGCAGGUUUGAAAGUGUGGCUUUGCAGACAUGAUCUUUUCCAACUGCUCAUGACUAUUUGUGCUGUAAAAGUAGUGUGAAAUAAAAAAAUAUUGAAGAUUGUU